Vollenhovia emeryi is the source of this 848-nucleotide messenger RNA. RefSeq names its product dnaJ-like protein 60. The record is from RefSeq and is a predicted model, not a curated record. Lineage: Eukaryota; Metazoa; Arthropoda; Insecta; Hymenoptera; Formicidae. The transcript is spliced from 4 exons. The coding region runs from base 175 to 807 and encodes 210 amino acids.
AGCCGAGCGAAAACUGUAUCGAGUAAAACGCCGGCGUGGCGCCGCUCUCAGGUUUCUCUCUGGUUUUUGCACGAAAAAUGGGGACGGUCGUCUGACAGACUGUUUGACGCGCAAAAUGUUUGGAAUCUCCGAAAUGACUUGUCGCUUUGUUGAGAAAUAUCGCGUUGACAAACAAUGGCACAGUUUCUCCGAGUGUGCAAACCGGAAAUCUGUUGCGUGGCCAGAAGUUACGGGACUCGGAGGUACCAGCAGAAUCAUUAUGAGACUUUAAAUCUUUCGUCCGAUGCGUCACAGAAAGAGAUCAGACAAGCUUUUAUCAGAUUGUCGAAACAACUGCAUCCUGAUACCAGUGGGAAACAAGAUCAUGCUGAUUUCGUGAGGUUGAACGAGGCGUACAAGAUUCUGGGAAAGGAAAAUACGAGGCGUCAGUACGAUUUUGAUUUGAAAUAUAGCAGAUGCAACCCAUCCUACAUAUACAAUUCACAGAACACACAAUAUGGAAGUCAAUGGGAAUACGAAGUGCGUGCGGCAGGAGGACCGUGGCCGCCAUCUCAGAAAAAGCCAGACGCACAUUUUGGCGUCCUAAUAGCUCUCGCGUGUUUUGGAUUGGGGUUACUCCAAGCUGUUUUCAUGAUGUAUUCUAUCAAUGUGAGAAAGACAGCACUUUUGCGAAACGCUCGAAUAGAAAACGAAUACCAACAAAUUCGAGACUCGGCGCACAUUAAAACCAGUCAGUUUGCCAUAAGGGAUCUUAAUUCCUUAGAGAAUCUUAACGAGUACCUGACUCAAAAGAAUAGUAAAUGUUAGCAAAAAGUAUAUUAGAAAUUAAAAAGUGGCAGUUACAUUAG